UCAAGUGUUGAACAAAAUGGUUGCCUAGUCUAUGCUUAGUAUCACUGAUGUAGAGGAGGUCACAUCAGGAGCACUGAAUGCAAUAGAUGAGCCUGGAAUCAAUGCAAGUGAAGCUCUGCCUCACUAAGAGAGAAUCUAUGCUGCAGGCAGUUAGUUAUUGUGGAUCGAAUUCAACAAAGUCAAUGGGGAAUAUCAGUUUUUAGAUUCAAACUAGAAACAUAAUGUGUUGAUUGCAAUGGUUUUGCAUGACAUUAUGAAAUGGCACCAUGAGCAAUAUUUCCAAAGCAUAUACUCCAUUUUAUCUGCAAUUGGACAAUGAACGGGUUUGAAUGUGAAAUUUGCACCCGUCAUCUACUUCUCAAUACUCAAUGUCACUGUGUAUUCAGCAAAUUCCUGCCUUUACAAACCCAGCUCUCGCUAAUCGUCUGUUUUAUGGAACUUAUUGUCAUGGACACAAUCGUUUCAUGUGAUGCGUUUCUCUAUGUUUAUUUUUCUAGCUCAACAGACAAAGUUGUGCUGAGGAGUAAUUCCACAAACCCGCCUGUUCUGGGCUUGUGCUAUCUGCCUGUGCGGUUGCAGAAUUGUGUCAGAGACCAGGUCAACACAAGUGGCAGAACUACAGGUAGGAGCUUUUCUUGCAUUUUCAAAUUAAGUUAAUGACAUAGAAUAUAUUGUUUUUAAGUAUAGAUUUAUAAUGUCAUUUAUUUUUUUCCAAUCCUUUGAAUGGCAAAGAAAAUAUUUAAAAUCCGAAUGUAUCAUUUAACCUUGAUUCUGUCGCGCACAUAUCCAGUACGCCAUGACAAAUCAAGUAUAGCAUUGGAGCAAGAUAUAUGUAACACAUAGUGCUAUUACUGCAAUCUACAUACCUGCAGUUGCAAGAAUGAUAUCGUUAAAUCCAUCUGUGUACUACUGCCAAAAAUAUCUAUUUAAGAAAAAGUUUUACAUCAGCUCUGUUCACCAUAUCUCUAUUGAAUGCGGAGGAUGAUACAUAAUGUUUCAAAAUGUUGUUACAUAGUCAUGUAAUUAAUGCAGCACAAAAGGAGCCCUUUGGCCAGAUAUAAUCUUCAGAAUGCAAUAGAGCUAUAAUCUGUUUAAUGAAGAUUGAUUAUUAAUUGUUCUAAUGUUUGUUCUUUGAAACUUACAUAGUCAAAAUGUUUCAGCCAUUGACUGCGCUUUCAAAAAUACUUUAAAAACAUCAAACGUUACAAAAAAGCAUAUUUACUGUAUUACUGGAGCAAACGUGCUCUGUAACAGAGUAAUGAGGUGUAAUGGAGUGAAUUUAUUUUAAUCAAUAUUUUUUAGAAAGUAACAGGUCAAUCAAGUUGAUCCAUAGUUACUUUAAAUGUCAGAAUGACAUCACUUCUCUAUCAUUGUUUAUUGAUGUCUGGCAUAAACUUCACAAAUGUACUGCAAAUUAUUAAGUUUACCUUUGAUUUUCCUGUGGAAAAUGUCUUUGUCAUUAUCCUAAAUAUAUUAGCGUACUCUUGGUGACUUCUCUUGAAAACUUCUGUUUGGAGGAGAAAUUGGAAUCCCUUCCUGUGAAAAAAAGUUAAAAAGUGGAUAUAAAAUUAGUUUUUUGAUGACUAAAUCUAGAUCAGUCGACAUGGGGCAGAAAAAGAGGAAGCCUACGACAGUUUAAGAUACAUGAUAUGGUCCAAUACCCAUCUGAAUUUUGAGGAUACGAAGGUAAUGAGGAGAACGGUGUGUAACAAAUAACACUUUUGUGGCAUUUGUGAGGACAGAUAGGUCAAAAGGAGUUUGCAGAAGAGAUGUAAUGAAUCAACUCCACAAAGAAGUGGAGAAGAUGGGUUGUUCUUGAGAAGUUUGAGAAAGGUGUACAAUUAUCCAAACACUUUUGCUGAUUGAGGUGCAAGUCCUUGUACUUAUAGAUGUCAGUAACAGGGAAAGCAUUUUUGAGUUGAUUGGCAAAUGAACCAGAAGGGAUGAUACUUCAUUUCACACAAUAAAUUACAAUGCACAACAUGAAAGGAUAGUGGAAAACAGAGACAAGCGAAUGGACUAAAUAUUUUUAAAGAACAAAAUAACAGAACCAUGGGUAAAGAUUAAGGGAAAUUAAAUUAAAUGGAAAGAUCUAUCAAAGAACCACCAUGAGCAUUAUAUUUGAUUGCGACAAUCUGAUCACUUACAUUUUGGAAUUUCAUUCAAUUUCCAUUGGGAAGGACUUCUGAGAUUUUGUACAGGCCUUUAAUUAUAUAAAGGAUGCUUCCCAAAGAACAAUAUUGUUUAUUCAAUUCAUUCAACCCAAGAUUUUGCAGCUGAUGUUCAUAGGGUUUCCCCAAGUAACUUGAGGGAAGGCAUUUAAGUAAAAGCUAUGAAAUAGGUGAUUUGUCUCAAUCCAUGGUCACACAUCUGCCACUAUGUCCUUUGAAAAUCACUGAAAACCUUCCUCAUAUUAACAAUCAAUUAUCGGUGUUCCAACAGUCAGAAAAUGAGGAAACCAAGAAUAUAUUCCAUAUGAUCCAGAACAACUUUCUUUUAAACAUAUAUUGUUGUAUAAAGCACUCAGUUUUACAAAUAGAUUUUGAUUUAUUAGUGAGUGUUGGAGCUCAAAGUAUCUGAAAUGAAUAAUAGCUUAUUUGUGUGUUUCUUUCUACAGAUUGUAUCUCCAGGAAGAUGUACAGCUUUAUGGGUGGAGGUUUGUUCUGUGCUGGUAUAGGCAACAUCCUGCUUGUUGUUUCCACAGCAACAGAUUAUUGGAUGCAGUAUCGCCGUUCUGGCAAUUUUAUGCACCAGGGCCUGUGGAGAUAUUGUGUGCCAGGAAAAUGCUACCUGCACACUGACAGUGUUGCCUACUGGGAUGCCACUCGAGUAUUCAUGAUCCUCUCCUUGUUGGCAUGCUUCAUUGGCAUCAUUAUUGGCUUCCUGGCAUUCAUGCAAUACUCUUCCUUCACCAAAUUUGACAGAACCUUUGCCGCAGGAAUCUUGUACUUUAUUUCAUGUUUAUUUGUGUUGCUUGCCAUGGCUAUUUAUACAGCCGUCACGAUAAAUUCUUACGGUAAACGUUAUGGCGAUUGGCGCUUCUCCUGGUCCUACAUCAUUGGAUGGGUGGCUGUGGUGCUCACAUUCUUUGCAGGUAUCUUCUACAUGUGUGCCCAUCGUUUGCAUGAAAGCCCACAAAAUUCAAACCCACGCUAGCAACCGACACCACGCCUUAAGAAAUGGAAUAACAUACAGAACCAUCACUUUGCGUCAACUCGCAUGUUAUGAAGUGGUAUUUUCUUUUGAUCUCUUUAGAAAACAAGUUAGUGAAAUGUAGGUAGAAAUUGAAACAAAUUACAGCUGUACUUUCAAGGCUUGGCUGCAGGGGUUUUUUUUUUAUCACUUCAUUCGUGAAAUAGAGUUAUAAAUAAGACAAAACUUUCAUUAAUGUUGCAUGAGUUUUCCACAAGCUAGUAAAAUAACGGAACAAUGGUAGUAUUAUAUAUAAGCUUACUUUAAUAUAUGGAAAAUGAUAAAACUGAAACUAAAUUGAACUCAGUGCAUCCACCUUAUUUUAUCUAAUAAAGUUUCCUUGAACAUCGACUGACAUUAAGCAAACCCAAACUUUGACUGCUUUGUUAUUCAUUAAUGUUUGGUAAGGGAAUUAUUUUCAUAUUAAUUGCAGUUUUUUCAAAGUUGGUAAUUCAUUGUGAAGCCUGACAUUUAUUGUACAUUCCUAGUUGCUCUGAAAGUUUGUGUCAAAAUGCUUUGAUACAAAUGAGUGGCUUGCAAGAUCACUUCAGACCUUUAAUAGUGUCUGUUGAACUGGAGUCACACAAAGAUCAAACCAGGUAAGGAAUGCAAGUUUAAUUCCCUGAACAACAUAGAUAAACUAGUAAGAUUUCAACUAGUUCAAUGUCACUUUUAAAGAGCUUGCUUAAAACAUAAUUUGAAUUCUCAGACACCCAUGAUGAUGUGUCGUGUAUUCAUGUCAACUGGAUUACUCCUCCAGGUUCUUGAUUUACAACAUAUCUCUUUCUGCAAUACACACACAAAUUAAUUUUUACACACAUGAGAUAGAGUAAUGCUUCAAAAUUAUUUCAAAAUACAGGGUUUAAUUUCAAUUUUUAGCUGGGCACAUUUAUUAAGGGAAAAAGCACAAUGCUCAAACUUAUUUUUCAUUAGUUUGCAUAAUUUAGAUUUCAAAUGAAUCCACCUAUUGUCCUUUGAUUCCAGUUGCACAGUCCCAAUUGUGCAGACCAAACUACUUUCCACCACACUGAAUUCCAACCAUCCACAGUUAAUUGAAUUUUGAUGAUCCCAACUGCUUACAAUCCAUCCCCAUUAUAAUGAUACCCAUGGAGACUAAAGCUCUCGCUAUUCUCUCCUAACGUUAAAGCAUUGCAUUGGCCUAAACCAUUCACAGUGAAUAGUAUCCAAAUCUAAGCACAACAUUUUCUAUGAUCAUCACAAAGUUAGUACUCAGCAUAUUCAUCGCCGCACUGUUUUGUAAAACCCAAGAGUUCGUGUGAACCAGUUUUUAUAAAGGCUGAACAAAUGACUGAGUUGUUAUUAAAAUAAAAUCACCAAAGAAAGCUAGCCUGUUUCUUAAAUAUGUUAGGUUCUACAGGCUGGCUGCAGAAAAUGCUUUCAGAAAUCCUUACAGUAUUGUGCCACAGUGAGUUUCUAAAAACAUGAGGAUCAAUACUCUGAAAUACCCAUUAGGGAACAAAAAUAGCUCAUCAAAGAGCAAAGGGUAACCAAAUCUAACCAGCUCCCCAGGGACAACUUUAAUAUACUGUUCUACAAUGCCAUCACUGAAAGGUUAUCAGUGUCUCAAUAUAAACUGUGAAGUUAUUUGUAUAUUGGACACUGAAAAUUCGUAUGUUGUUCACUGGAACCCUCUGAUGCUAACAUAUUAUUAUUAUUCACAACUACAUUUAUCAUUGUCCCUUAUAUUGAUUUAGAUUGUGCUGAUUCCUCGAAGUUUCAGUUAACAUCAGCAUGCUCACUAACAACCUGAUGAUGGAGCUCACUUUCUCUUGCUCGGUGAAGAUUACAAGGGGCAAGUUCAAGUCAUGAUGUCGUUGCCACAUUCCAGGUUUCCUGAAUUUGCCAGUAUUAUAUGGUAGUAUCAAUUUCAAAGGACAUCAUUAAACUUAAUCAGACUGGUUUAGAUGAUGAAAUAGAAACAGAAAUAGGUAGUCACUAUUUAUAAACCUCUGGGCACAGAUUAAAAAAAACAAUACACUUGUUCUGUAGAUUGGUGAAAUAUGGAUUAAUAUGUCACCAAAGAGAAUUGCAGGCAUUUUUUUUUUACACACACACACAGUGGUUAUCAUUUGGGAUUUGCUUUCAACUCACACUAGUUCUGCAACUCAUUACUUUGUCAUGAAGAAAACUCAGAUGUUAUAACAAAUGAUUUUGAAAAAAACUAAAACAAUUGUACAUUCUCUGAAUUUUUGCAAUAGAUAACUGACAAUAUGAUUAUCCAAAACAGUGUAAAAAUACAUCAAAUAGAUUUUGCGCCUUUAUAGCAGAGUGUUAUUUCUUGCUUGCAAAAUACUCAAAUGCUAUUCAAACUUAUGAAGUUGAUUUAUGGCUGCACGGUAACUCAAAUAUCACUAUACCUUAAUUGGUGCAUGUGACAAUAAAUGUGAAUCUGAAUCUGAACUGAAUCUGAAAUGAUUCUUUUUAAAUGGGUGAUAGCACCCUCAAGCAUAAUCAAUGUGACAUUACAACACUGGCCAUUGUUAUAGAAACAUUU
Leucoraja erinaceus (little skate) is the source of this 5707-nucleotide messenger RNA. RefSeq names its product lens intrinsic membrane protein 2.1 (gene lim2.1). Gene Ontology annotation, molecular function: structural constituent of eye lens. Gene Ontology annotation, cellular component: plasma membrane. The transcript is spliced from 4 exons. The record is from RefSeq and is a predicted model, not a curated record. The coding region runs from base 2635 to 3156 and encodes 173 amino acids. Lineage: Eukaryota; Metazoa; Chordata; Chondrichthyes; Rajiformes; Rajidae.